GUACAGGGAACACUGAUUAUGUGUUAUACGUUUGGUUGUGUGAGUGAUGUCUUGAACUCUCCGCCAUUGAAUUUCAUUUUAGCCGAGAAUUGAAAUAGGGUGAACCUUUCGCAAUCGGCAAAAAUCUUACCAAUCCUUUUUCUAUUUCUUAUUCUAUUUAGUCAUAUUUCGUGCACAAACAUUAUAUCCAAUGGCAGACAGAGACACAGAUGAGUUAAACAUCGAUAACGUAAUAAAAAAAUUAUUAAAAGUGCGAGGCGAGAAGCCUGGCAUGAAUGUACAGUUAUCGGAAAUUGAGAUUAAAGGGCUAUGCUUGAAAUCACGAGAAAUAUUCUUGUCACAACCGAUAUUACUUGAGUUAGAAGCACCAUUAAAAAUAUGUGGUGACAUCCACGGUCAAUACUAUGACUUGUUAAGGCUGUUUGAAUACGGCGGUUUUCCACCAGAGUCAAAUUAUUUGUUCCUCGGCGACUACGUGGACCGCGGUAAACAGUCAUUAGAAACGAUAUGUCUGCUACUCGCUUACAAGAUUAAAUAUCCAGAGAAUUUCUUCUUAUUAAGAGGAAACCAUGAAUGCGCUAGCAUUAAUAGAAUUUAUGGAUUCUACGACGAAUGCAAACGGAGGUACAACAUCAAACUAUGGAAAACUUUCACGGACUGCUUCAACUGUUUACCGGUCGCCGCGAUAGUUGACGAGAAGAUCUUCUGCUGCCACGGCGGUCUAUCUCCAGAUUUACAGGCGAUGGAACAAAUCCGACGGAUCAUGCGACCGACCGACGUGCCCGACCAGGGCUUACUCUGCGACCUGCUUUGGUCCGACCCGGAUAAGGACACCGCCGGUUGGGGAGAGAACGACCGUGGCGUCAGCUUUACAUUCGGCAUUGAGGUGGUGGGCAAGUUCCUGUCGAAACACGAGUUCGACCUGAUCUGUCGGGCGCAUCAAGUGGUCGAGGACGGCUACGAGUUCUUCGCCAAGCGGCAGCUCGUCACGCUGUUCUCCGCGCCCAACUACUGCGGGGAGUUCGAUAAUGCAGGCGCGCUGAUGUCGGUGGACGAGACGCUGAUGUGCUCGUUCCAGAUCCUGAAGCCGGCCGACAAGCGCAAGCUGUACUCCGGCCUCAACAUGGGCCGCCCCAACACGCCGCCGCGCGCGCAGCCCAAGAACAAGAAGAAAGAUAUAUGAAGCCAGCGAACUAAGUUAAACCCCCGACCGCCGCCAUCGCAUCGAAGUCGACGACUUGCAUGGAUUCCCACGCUAAUUAAUUAUCUUUUAAUUAAUUCAAUAAUCAUCGCCAUUUCCUUUCAAAUAUUUGAAACCCGUAAUAUUUCUGCCUAUAAAUGUAUCGCCUUCGUAUUGUCGAUUCUUCCACCUUCAAACAAAUUCAUUUAUUUAUAUUCAAUUUUUUGUUUUGUUAACACAAAUUCACGUCGAAUAGUUUUUAAUGUUUAAUUUCAUUCGAUUUAACAAUUGCUGGACAAUUGUGUUCAGUGUAGACAUGGGCUUAUCGGCUAACAAAAUCUUUGCCUUGAGUUACAAAUUUAAAAAAAAAACACUAACUGUCACAAGUAUGCAACAUUCACUUUCAAGUAAAAAACACGUAAUCGAAAUUCCAAGCUCAGAGCUUCCUUAUAGCGUGAGCUGCGAGCGUUGUAAGUGUAAACAAAUGGCUCCGGGGAGUCCAAGUAGGAGGCGCGUAAGAUGUGAAUGCUAGUAUGUAUUAUUGUAUGUUCGUUCGUAUGUCUGCUCUUACGCUUGUGUCGUACUCAAUAUCCAUAUUUGUAAGGCGUUACGCGAUUUCGAUGUAGCAUUCUAGGAUUAUUUAGCAACAGUCUCACUGCCAAUGAACGGAAACGGAUCGCUCCGACGGCAAGUAAAGCCGGAUUGUGACAUUGAAACCGCGCAGCGAUAUUAAUUAAUGACUUUGAGUAUAUCGGAUAAACGUUUAUAAUUAAGUAGUAAGCGUAAUUAUUUGUGAACAGCCUAGGUCUUCCGAGACGAUUACAUUUUCGACGUUCCAACCGUCCCCUAGUGGUUGGACGCUUCUAGAUCAUGGUGUAGUGUGCUUUGUGCGUACUUCGUGUCUGCGAUCCCGCGCUGUAUGAACCUUUUUGAAUAAGGCCGCUUCCGCACGGACCGUUUUAACUGACUCUGUUUUUAAUCUGUAGUUUUACUUUUGUAUAGUGCAAUGACCUUAAUGAAAUGAAAAUAAAAAAAAAUAAAAAUAUUGAACGUGUUUUAUUAAAUGAAGCGAUUCGAAUCGUAUAAGCGUCUAUUUAUAAUAAUUAUGAUAAAAUGUAUUUUAUUUUUUGUCAUGUAAUUAUUAAUCGGUCCGUGUCCAACUCCAAACAGUAACAUUUAAAAAAAAACAUUGGAGCGCGGGAAGCGAUGCAUUGAAUCACUAUUUAUUUUCGCUAUGAAUCAGACUGAGCCCCGUACAUGGCCGAUGGCCGACUAAAAUCAAUGAUUUAUUGAUGUAUGAACAAGAGAAUUGUAUAUUAAUUUCGUAAAUAAAAUACUUUCUGAAUA
Messenger RNA from Vanessa tameamea, 2527 nucleotides. Its product is annotated as serine/threonine-protein phosphatase alpha-2 isoform. Bases 191 to 1183 code for a protein of 330 amino acids. NCBI's taxonomy places the organism in Eukaryota, Metazoa, Arthropoda, Insecta, Lepidoptera, Nymphalidae. Gene Ontology annotation, molecular function: protein serine/threonine phosphatase activity. The record is from RefSeq and is a predicted model, not a curated record. The transcript is spliced from 9 exons. Gene Ontology annotation, cellular component: nucleus; cytoplasm.